GCGCUACCGAUGCUCGGAGUUGCUCUGGGCAUUUGCGCUGACGUGUCGCGGCUCUUCCAGACGAAGACAAAGUGGUCCGCGGAGGUUCGUUGGAUUCUAGGAGCUGCAGGCUUACUCCUACUUCCCGGCGUUUUGAGCUUCGUCAACGCAGUCUUGGCCGCUUUGCCCUUCUUAGAAGGGUUCGCGUCGUGGCGCCCCGGCCGGCGCCGUGAAGCUCUAGAGCAUCUGCAGGAGGUGCGUGCGUGGCACCUGGUGAUGCUGAUUACACUCUUAGCCUGCAUGGCUUGCCUCAGACGGGCACAGCAUUGCAAGUUCCGGCAAGCACAAGGCUACACUUCAUAG
This is a messenger RNA of Symbiodinium sp. CCMP2456, 342 nucleotides long. The record is from the annotation of a GenBank genome assembly. NCBI's taxonomy places the organism in Eukaryota, Dinophyceae, Suessiales, Symbiodiniaceae.